ACAAAGCCGUCCGUAUUGCGUUCAGUUCCUCCUCGAACCGGUGUAGGUAAGCUGCUUGGCUUUGUCGUCAACAAAAGACAUAAAUCUCCGACGACUAGAAAAUUUGCCUAAAAUCUAAGAUAUUAGAGCUUUUAUCGUCUUUCUCGGAGGAAAAGUUGAAGCGAACGGGGCGGUGUUCUUCUUGUCGAGGCGAGAAUGCACAAAUAACCACCGACAACAGUUUCCUGUGAGAAGGCCGUCCGCGUGGUCAGGAAACUGAGGCCACACUGCUCCCCGGCCAGCCCCCUCUUAUGAUGAGGUGACCCUGGUUACCAUAGCGACCCCCGGGCAGCGAUGGGGCAGAGGCUUUCUGGGGUCGUCAAAUCGGCGGAGGAGGAGGAGCAACAGCAGCAGCAGCAGCAGCAGCAGCAGAGACGUGAGGUCGACCUCCCCUACCGGCCGCUGCGCCCCACGCUGAGGGGGUCAGAGGUCGCGCUCCCUCCCCGCCUGGAGCUGUUGCUGGACAUGCCGGCGGCGGGGCCAGAGCUGCAGCUCCGGCACGCCUGGAACCCCGACGACCGCUCGCUCAACGUCUUCAUCAAAGAGGAGGAUCGCCUGACCUUCCACCGCCACCCCGUGGCCCAGAGCACCGACUGCGUCCGGGGACGGGCGGGGUUCACGCGCGGGCUACACGCCUGGACGCUGCGCUGGCCCGUCCGACAGCGCGGCACGCACGCCGUCGUGGGGGUCGCGACCUCUCUGGCCCCCCUGCACGCUGUCGGAUACACCGCGCUCGUGGGCGGAGACGCCGAGUCCUGGGGGUGGGAUUUGGGGCGUGGCAAACUGUACCACGACAAGAAGAGCCAGGCCGGGCCGGUGCCGACGUACCCGCAGUUCCGCGGGCGCGAGGAAGAGGAGGACGAGGAAGGGGCGGGGUUUUCGGUGCCAGACGAGAUCCUGGUGGUUCUGGAUAUGGACGAGGGGACGUUAGGGUUCUGUGCUGAUGGACAGUUUCUGGGCGUGGCCUUCCGUGGGCUGAAGGGGAAGAAGCUCUAUCCAAUCGUCAGUGCCGUGUGGGGUCACUGUGAGGUCACGAUGACGUACAUCAAUGGCCUGGACCCGGAACCUCUCCCUCUGAAGGAGUUGUGCAGACGUGCGGCCCGGCAGGCUUUGGGUCGGGACCGGAUCCAUCUGAUCCCGACCCUGCCUCUGCCCCAAACCCUAAAGAACUACCUUCAGUACCAGUGACCCGGACCUCAGCAUGUUUAACAGCAGCCGCAGCACUGCCGCCCAGAGCCCGGGUUCUGACCCGGACGGGCCUUCAUGUGCUGAUCCAAAAGGACCGGUGGAUUUUACACGACGGGUUGAGGCGGGCGCGUGUUUUAAAACGGACGCUUGCCGUCCGCUCGCUCCCAGAAACAAAGCUCUGGGUCGUAAACGGCUCCAGUUCGAAAAACGCUUUUGACCGAAUGCGACCGCGACGCGAACGUUUGGGAUCGUUCCUCUGGAGAGGUGAGAUGGCACGGAGAAACUGACGAAGACGACGCCGGGAUGAGGAAGGUCACAGAAACCUUUUAGGGGGGGGGGGAAUGUUGAUGAAUUAUAGGACCUUAAUGUCUGACAGAAGCUGGGGGGAAAAAAAAAAGUGUUUGUGCGUUUGCGUGCGUCCCUCAGCAUCAGACACAAGGUAUGAACUGCGUGAUAUGACCGUGAUAUGACCGUCUUCCAUAGACUGGAGAAAUCCUCCUUGAGGGUUUGUUUUGUUAUUGUUUUGUUUUUUUUUGUUUUUUUUUAAACAUAACCGGACAUGAUGUUUUUUGACUAUUCUGCCGUGAUUGGCCGCCGGGGUUUUCAAAGCUCCUCUUUUUAAUAAGAACUCUAAUUUGAUCUGUGCUUGUUACAGCAUGUUGGUGAUGAAGAACAUGAUGGUGUCCUUUAGGGUGUAAGCAAUUGACUGUACAUUGUGUUUUUUUUUUUUUGUUUUCAGCACAUCCCAUUUACAGGUUUCUUACCGAUGACAGUGAUGAUUUGCUCUUUUUUUUUAAAUAUUGUUUGAAGCUGG
Molecule: messenger RNA, 2041 nt
Organism: Chanos chanos (milkfish)
Lineage: Eukaryota; Metazoa; Chordata; Actinopteri; Gonorynchiformes; Chanidae
Product: SPRY domain-containing SOCS box protein 4-like
Exons: 3
Coding region: 334-1227 (297 amino acids)
Biological process (GO): intracellular signal transduction; proteasome-mediated ubiquitin-dependent protein catabolic process
Cellular component (GO): SCF ubiquitin ligase complex
Molecular function (GO): protein binding
Source: RefSeq, a predicted model, not a curated record